AUGCGAAAUCAUCGUGUUGAUACACAAAAAGUGGCUGAAAAUGUCAAGCUAGAAGUGAUCUACGAAUCCAAUCCCUGCUUUGCAGGCGAAAGCAUACAGGUAUUAAUUAGGUUGCGACACCUAGGAUCAAGUCAGACUCGAGAUCAAUUGAUAGAGGAGAAGUUAGCUAUACAACGGGAACGGGAAGGAAAGGUGAAGGAAGCGGAAGGAGCCACGAGAGCUCCAUGGUCUGUGCAGUCGUUAUGGGGAUCCUUUAAUCGAGAUCAAAGAGCGCAGGAGGAAAAAGAAAAUGCUAGGGUCGCUCGCUUGGAUCGAAGUUUGCAAUUCCACGAUUCCGUAAGCCUCACUUCGUGUUAUGUUCAGAUAUAUGGGCUAUUCCAAUACGAUCCGGAGAUUUUGAACCAAAAAAGCUUCGAGCAUUCAGUUCAUCAUAAGCUGGCAGGAAUGGGCCCUCUCAAAAUUUCCGCUGGUAAGGGUUCAGCUGGCGAAGGCUUUGCGAGUUUGCUUUUCGCUAACCUAGAUGACGUGGCUCGCGAGUCUGUUGCAGAGUCGAGCGUGGAACUCGUCAAAGUGCCUACGUUGCUAGUUCCACAAACGUUAGUCUUUUCAGAGAUUUUACUGGAGCCAGGCCAAACGCGAACUUUCCAAUUCAAGUCGCCUAGGCUACUUCAAGAGUUGACUCCAUCAUACCAGACCUCCAAACAACUAAAAAUACAGUACUUUUUGAAUUUUGGACUGACAGAGAUGAAACAGGACAAAAUUAAUCCAUUUAAUGCAGAUUUUCCGAUACAUUUAUGUCCUUUCAUUGAUACGCUCGGCCGCCAGUUUACCUCCACAUUAGAUGCCGAUAUAAGUAUCAUGACACCCGGGCGCGUAAAAGAGAUCAAAGAUAGUCAGCGCUCGCGACGCAAGUCGAAUUCCUCUCUUCUCCUGAGACGGAAAAGUUCUUUGGUAUCUGUAUCCUCUCUCACCACAAAGAAAGAAGCGGGGCUGGAGUGUAAGAAUUUGUUCAAGAAAUUGGUAGUCGACCAUGCUUCCUCCGCAGAAUUGGCAGAUGGCAUCGAGGGUUUAGUUGACAAAAUGAUGGAAUGCCAGUUUGGUGUCGGUAAUUAUGAUACUUCAGAGGAGGAAGAUGGUGACAUCACGAAAGAUCAGAGUCAAGCUUCUGUGCGAAAAGAUGCGGUCUCAGUGCGGGAUAACUUAAACGUGCUCUUUCGCGACUUGCCAGAUAUGCUACACUCAGACGAAAAGACAGAUAAUGAACACCCGUCCGAGAGCGCUGAUCUUUUACCUCAGUUAAAAAAUUUACAGAAGGAAUACAUCAUAAACCGAAAUGGAGUUUUUGUUGCCAAAGUGGCUCUUUCAAGUCCUUUUUACACAACUUCAGACGACUUGGACUUCACAAUUCAUCUUAAUACGGAAGAAACUCACAAAAUCUCUGCUGUAACAGCAUCUUUGAAAUCGUUUGAGCUAGUGAACCCGAAAUUCUCCACAGAGACGUCUUUGAGCAAUACCAAACAACAGGGCAAGACAAUGGAUGAAUGUCGAGCCAUAUGUUUUGAGGAUACCACUACAAUACACAUGAAACUAUUACCACAGAAAUCCCCGAAUAAUCAAAUGACAAGCCAAUUCAAGACUGAUAUAUUUCAAUUUAAGUGGAUGCUUUGCUUAAGAUUUGUGCUUAUAGAUAGGCUUGAAAACAAGGAGCUUCUAGAGGUAUUUUAUGAGGACAAAAACGGAUCAUUGUUGCACGCGAAGCAAUCUUUAGACGGGGAAGAAUUUGUCUGUCAUCUUCCUUUAACAAUACUGCCCACCGCGAAGAAUUUUGCCGGCUGGUGA
Molecule: messenger RNA, 1839 nt
Organism: Lachancea nothofagi CBS 11611
Lineage: Eukaryota; Fungi; Ascomycota; Saccharomycetes; Saccharomycetales; Saccharomycetaceae
Source: the annotation of a GenBank genome assembly